Messenger RNA from Acanthamoeba castellanii str. Neff, 2364 nucleotides. Its product is annotated as PUL domain containing protein. Gene Ontology annotation, biological process: proteasome-mediated ubiquitin-dependent protein catabolic process; ubiquitin recycling. Bases 1 to 2364 code for a protein of 787 amino acids. Gene Ontology annotation, cellular component: cytoplasm; nucleus. The record is from RefSeq and is a predicted model, not a curated record. The transcript has 17 exons. Lineage: Eukaryota; Discosea; Longamoebia; Acanthamoebidae. Gene Ontology annotation, molecular function: ubiquitin binding.
AUGGUGCGAACCCUGACGCGGGGCACAAUCGAAAGGUGUUGGGCUGGCCACGGCUUCACGCGAUCGCACAGGUGGGCCACCAGCCGCAUCUUGUCAGGGCACCAGCACUACGUCUCCACCGUCAUCGCCCUUCCUCCCGGCAGCUCGCAACUGGAGAAGGGAGGGCUGGCGUCGGGUGGUAACGAUGGAGUAAUCAACAUUUGGGACCUCGACGCUCCUGCGGAUCCGGUCAUGACGCUGGUGGGCCACGAGAAGCCCGUCGUCGCCCUCGCCGCCGCGCCCAACGGCCUCCUCGUCUCUGGCAGCUGGGACUUCACAGCGCAAUGUGUGCACGAGCUGCGCGGACACACCCAGGCUGUGUGGGCCGUGCUCGCCCUCUCUGCCACCGACGUACUCACUGCGUCGGCCGAUAAAACCAUCAAGCUGUGGCGCGACGGCAAAUGCAUUCACACCUACGAGGGUCACUCCGACGCCGUCCGAGCCCUGCAGGCCAUCGAGGGCGUCGGCUUCCUCUCCGGUUCCAACGAUGGGUCGUUGCGAGUGUGGACGCUGAGCGGCGAGUGCGUGGGCGAAUACUACGGACACGCGUCCUUCGUGUUCGCCGUGGCGGCGGUGCCCGGAACCAACCUCAUCGCCUCGGCCAGCGAGGAUCACACCGUCAAGCUCUGGCACCAGGGCAAGUGCGUACAGACGUUGCAGCACCCGACGACGGUCUGGUCGGUGGCCGGGCUGGAGAAUGGAGACGUCGUGACGGGCUGUGCUGACGGCAUCGCCCGCGUGUGGUCUGCCCGACCCGAGGCCGCCCUCCCCGCCGAUCAGCUCGCCGCCUAUCAGGCCAAGGUCACCAACGUGCCCAUCGCUAAGUCUUACUUGACCUAUUCAAAAAGGGGAUCGAUCGGCGAUCUGAAUGUGGAGAAGUUGCCCGGACGAGAGGCCCUGGAGACGCCGGGGCGCACCGAGGGCGACCGGCUGAUGGUGCGGAACGGGAACACGGUCGAGGUCUACUUGUGGGACUCGGCCCAGUCGCAGUGGACCAAGUUCGGCGAGGUCGUCGACGCCGCGAGCACCCCCGCCAAGUCCCUCCAGGACGGCCGCGAGUACGACUACGUGUUCGACGUCGAUCUCGGGGACGGCCUGCCGGCUCGCAAGCUGGGCUACAACGCCACCGAUAACCCAUGGACGGCGGCGCAGCAGUUCCUGUGGCGCGAGGAGCUGCCACAGGACUACCUGGACCAGGUGGCCAACUUCAUCAUCACCAACUCGACCCCGGUCACUCUCGGACAGGGCUCCGCGGGACCCACCUACCAGGACCCGUUCACCGGGGGCAACCGGUACGUGCCGGGCAGCUCGACGUCGACCCAGAGCGGCGCCGGACUCGAUCCGUUCACGGGUGCUUCGAGCUACCGCAGCUCAUCCGCCCCGGCGCCCGCGCCUCCCGCGCCCACCACACUCUCGACCACGAACGGCAGCUCGACCGCGCCUUCGCCCUACGUCCACUUCCCCAACCGCGCCAUGGUGUACUUCGACCAGUCCAACUUCGACGGCAUUUCCAAGAAGCUCAACGAGUUCUCCGCCCAACUCGCCUCCUCCGGCAGCGAUCAGGCGGGCAAGGCCCUGUCGGCCGAUGGGAGGGACGCGGGGCUGGUGGAUUCGUUGAUCCGCACGCUCAAGGACACCUCGCGCUACCACGCCACCACCUUCGCCUCCGACGAACUCCGCGUGGUGAGUAAGCUGCUCACCUGGCCCGCGCCCAUGCGCUUCCCCGUGCUGGACUUGGUGAGGAGCAUGGCGGUUCAUCAGAGCGGUGCGGCCUACUUUGCCCAGCCCGCGGUGUGGAAUGUGCUCGAGGGGGUCCUCCUGGAGAGCCUCAAGGACACCGCCGUGGUGCCCAACCAAAUGCUCGCCCUCCGCGUGCUCGCCAACCUCUUUCACUUCACCAACACGCGAACUUUGGUCGUCGGUCGGGCAGAGGUCCUGCUCGAAGCUGCGGCCGACACCGCGCGUUCGGCCAACAAGAACGUGCGCCUGUCCCUCAUCACGCUCCUCCUCAACUUUGCGGUGCACCUGCUGGGCCAGCCUCAGGGCAAUGCGGCCGACGUCAAGCUGCAGGCCGUGUCGAUCAUUGCCGAGAUGUUGGGCGCUGAGGCCGAGGACGAGGAGGUGCUGUAUCGGGUGCUGGUCACGCUGGGCACCCUCGUCACCAGCGACGCCGCCACGGCGGGCCUGGCCAAGGACCUCGACAUCCCCGCCAGCCUCCACCGACUCGCCUCCGCUGCGACCACCGGCCAAGCUCUCAAGUCGCGCGCCGCCGCCGCCGAGCUCUCCACCUGCCUGCAGGAUGUGAGAGCACAUUGUUCCAGCUAA